AUGCAUACCCCAACGGGUUUUGACACAAAAGCCCUGCCUCGGAAAUCGCCAUCGGGAAGGCAAAGGCAUUGCCGUAUCAUUAAGGAACCGAUAUUUUCAUUCUGGUUCAACCGCAACCCAGAGGAAGAGGAAGGGGGUGAGAUUGUUUUUGGUGGUGUUGAUCCUGCUCACUAUAAGGGAAAGCACACUUACGUGCCUGUGACCAGAAAAGGAUAUUGGCAGUUUGAUAUGGGAGAUGUACUUAUUGCCGGUAAACCCACUGGUAUGUGUAGAAAAUGUGUUAGCAGAAGUGACAAGUUGUUCUUCCCAUGAUGUAUUGUUGGCAUUUUCAU
Molecule: messenger RNA, 332 nt
Organism: Cajanus cajan (pigeon pea)
Lineage: Eukaryota; Viridiplantae; Streptophyta; Magnoliopsida; Fabales; Fabaceae
Source: RefSeq, a predicted model, not a curated record